UGUGGGGAGAUUGUGAGGGGAGCUCCAUCACCAUGGGAUGUGAUCUCUGGGCCAAGGGCUGCACCCAGGCACGAGGCACAAGGCUGAAGCACAGCCAGUGGUUCCAGCAGCCAUCCCCAAAUCCUUUCUCCCGGUGCUGCUGUGACAGUGCUGUUCCUACUGGAGGAGGUGGUGGAAAAGGGAGAAGGCAGCUGCUGGGAGCAGGAUCAUUCACCAUGGAGGAGAACAGCACAACAAACUUCACCCUGAACAACACCACUUAUGGAUCUCAGGAUUGGGAGGACUUAAUCAGAUCUGAGUGCUCCAGCAUUUCCCACAGCCUGAUUGUCUUUGCAGGGGUGUGCCUGGGGAUUUCCCUCUGUGGGCUGGCAGGGAAUGGGGUGGUCGUGUGGUUCCUGGGCUUCCACACAAAGCAGAGCCCUUUCACAGUCUACAUCCUAAAUCUGGCUGUUGCUGACUUCUCCCUGCUCCUCCUCUUUCUCCUGCUUCUCUUGGCUUUUCUGACCUUAGUAGCAUUUUGCACAUCUUUGCUUCCUUUUAUUCAUCACUAUGAGCAUUUUGUGUUUGUCCUUGGCUUCCCGUGCCACAUGUUUGACCUGAGCAGCCUGGGGCUGCUGGCAGCCCUCAGCGUGGAGCGCUGCGUCUCCGUCCUCUGUCCCAUCUGGUACCGCUGCCACCGCCCUCGGCACCUCUCGGGCGUCGUCAGCGGGGCCCUCUGGGUCCUCGCAGGGUUUUUUGUUUCCUUCCUCUACCUCACCUCCACUUACACUGAAGACUCUGAGAGUGUCCUUGCAGGUGUAGCCCUCGCCAUUUGCGUGGUUUUUUCCCUGAUGAUGUUGGUUUCCAACCUGUUCCUGUUCCUCAGGCUACGCUGUGGCUCCCGGAGGCGGCAGCCAGGGAAGCUCUUUGUGGCCAUCCUGCUCAACGUCCUGCUGUUCUUUGCUUUAGGCAUCCCUUUCUGUGUGGAGGUUUUCCUCAACCUCCCUGCUUCCGGUGAUUUAUUCCCAGGAGACCCCUCUUUGUUCCUGGCAUUGCUGAACUGCUCCCUCAACCCGGUGAUUUACGUGCUGGUGGGGAGCUGCCGGCGGCGGCGCUUCCAGCGCUCCGUCAGAGUCGCUCUGCGGAGGGUGUUUGAGGAGAAAGCCGGGAGUGACGAGGGCAGCCACGGCCCUGGGGACACUGUGGUGGAGGUGACAGCUCUGUGAGGCACUUCUGGACAUGUGGCACUGGGAGAUGUGGUACCUCAGAGACGGCCAGAAGUAUUGCAGCGCAUGGCCCUGAGCUCAGUCCUGUUCCUGUAUUCCCCAUGGAAUGACCCUCGUUGCCUUGGUCCCAAGGAAUAAACUCUGAUGUACUGAACUUUAUCAUUCUGUUACUACCCCUAAAUCAGAUUUGGAUUUUUUCCUUUUGUUUCUUUUCAAUCUGGUAACUCCCGCCCCUGAUUUUGUUGAAUAAACAACAUCAGGGCUAUGCUGCAGAGCUUG
This is a messenger RNA of Motacilla alba alba, 1484 nucleotides long. RefSeq names its product mas-related G-protein coupled receptor member H-like. Gene Ontology annotation, biological process: G protein-coupled receptor signaling pathway. The coding region runs from base 33 to 1205 and encodes 390 amino acids. Gene Ontology annotation, cellular component: membrane. The transcript has 2 exons. Lineage: Eukaryota; Metazoa; Chordata; Aves; Passeriformes; Motacillidae. Gene Ontology annotation, molecular function: G protein-coupled receptor activity. The record is from RefSeq and is a predicted model, not a curated record.